UAGGGAGGUGUGAAUACCAGUGUCAGACAUGGUGGCAUUUAUGUGAAAGCUGUUAUUCCCAAGGGAGCAGCAGAGUCUGAUGGUAGAAUUCACAAAGGUGAUCGUGUUCUCGCUGUCAAUGGAGUUAGUCUGGAAGGAGCUACCCAUAAGCAAGCUGUGGAAACACUGAGAAAUACAGGACAGGUGGUUCAUCUGUUGUUAGAAAAGGGACAGUGUCCAGCAUCCAAAGAACAUAUCCCUUUAACACCACAGUGUACCCUUUCAGAUCAGAAUGCCCAAGAUCAAGCCUCAGAAAAAAUGGUGAAGAAAACAACUCAUGUUAAAGACUACAGCUUUGUCACUGAAGAAAAUACAUUUGAGGUAAAAUUGUUUAAAAAUAGCUCAGGCCUAGGAUUCAGUUUUUCUCGAGAAGAUGAUCUUAUACCUGAGCAAAUGAAUGUCAGCAUAGUAAGGGUUAAAAAGCUCUUUCCUGGACAGCCAGCAGCAGAAAGUGGAAAAAUUGAUGUGGGAGAUGUUAUCUUAAAAGUGAAUGGAGCCUCUUUGAAAGGACUGUCUCAGCAGGAAGAGUCUGAUGCAAAGCUGAACCCAGGCUCACUAAACAACAUGGUAUCACAGGCACAGAGUCAACAAGAAGCACCCAAGAGUCAAGAAGAUACUAUUUGUACCAUGUUUUACUAUCCUCAGAAAAUCCCCAAUAAACCAGAAUUUGAAAACAGUAAUCCUCCUUCCCCUCUACCACCGGAUGUGCCUCCUGGGCAGAGUUAUCAACCCCAGUCAGAAUCUGCUUCUUCUCAUUCGAUGGAUAAAUAUCAUACACAUCACACAUCUGAACCAAAUCAAAAGGAAGACUACACCAAGCGGACUUGGGAAAACCACCUUGAAGAUUUUGAAGCUGGUGGAGUGUUCAUUGAAGUAGAACUCCUCAUUACCUUAAUUAAAUCAGAAAAAGGAAGCCUAGGUUUUACAGUCACCAAAGGCAACCAGAGUAUUGGUUGUUAUGUUCAUGGUGUCAUACAGGAUCCAGCCAAAAGUGACGGAAGGCUAAAACCUGGGGACCGGCUCAUAAAGGUUAAUGAUACAGACGUUACGAAUAUGACUCACACAGAUGCAGUGAAUCUGCUCCGAGCAGCACCCAAGACAGUCAGAUUAGUCCUCGGGCGAGUUCUAGAAUUACCCAGGAUGCCAGUGUUGCCUCAUUUGCUACCUGACAUUACAUUAACAUGCAACAAAGAGGAGUUGGGUUUUUCCUUAUCUGGAGGUCAUGACAGCCUUCAUCAAGUGGUAUAUAUUAGUGAUAUUAAUCCAAAGUCAAUUGCAGCUACUGAGGGUAAUCUCCAGCUAUUAGAUGUCAUUCAUUAUGUGAAUGGAGUCAGCACACGAGGAAUGACCUUGGAAGAAGCUAACAGAGCAUUAGACAUGUCACUUCCUUCAGUGGUGUUGAAAGCAACAAGAGAUGGUCAUCCAGUGGUCCCCAGUUCAAAGAGGUCUGCCAUUUCAACUCCAAAGUCAACCAAAGCCAAUGGUCAUCACAGUGUAGACCCUUGUGGCCAGCCUGCCCUCACUCCUAAUAAUUCAUUCUCCAAGGGUGAUAGGGAAGAAAUCAUUGAAGUUUUGUAUCCUGAGGGAAAAUGUUCUACUUAUCAAAUGAAGGGAUCAGCAAACCUGACUCUGUCCAAAGAAUCUGAUAUUCAAGAAGAUGACAUUUAUGAUGACCCUCAAGAAGCUGAAGUCAUCCAGUCUCUGCUAGAUGUUGUGGAUGAGGAAGCCCAGAAUCUUUUAAACCAAAAUAAUGCAGCAGGAGAUGCCUGUGUUUCAGGUAUGCUGAAGACAAAUGGGAAGUUACCAGAAGAGAGAGCAGAAGAUACAGACUGUGAUGGUUCACCUUUACCUGAGGAUUUUUCUCAGUCUACCAAAAUAAAUGGCUGUGAAGAACAUUGUGAAGAAAACAUAAAAAGUGAAAGCAAAACGACAAUGGUCAACGACAGGCUUCGGCUGGCUCUUGUGCGAAUGCAGCAGCUGAAAGGCUUUGUGGUGAGGGCCAUGACCCUGGAAGACAUUCAGAAAGCCAGUGACUUCCUGGUUCCCAUUGCGAUGGAACUAAUGCCGCAUAUUCUUUUUUUAUCUAAAUCAGUUGCUGUCUUCCUGUUAGAUCACCCCUUUCUGACAAACGAGGAGGUUGCUGCACUCCCUGUCGUCAAAGUGCUCCCCUCUGGUAAAUACACUGGUGCCAAGUUAAAAUCAGUCAUUCGAAUGUUGCGUGGUUUACUAGAACAAGGAAUUCCUUCUAAGGAGCUGGAGAAUCUUCAAGAAUUAAAACCUUUGGAUCAGUGUCUAAUUGGACAAACUAAGGAAAAUAGAAAGAAGAACAGAUAUAAAAAUAUACUUCCAUAUGAUGCUACCAGAGUGCCUCUUGGAGAUGAAGGUGGGUACAUCAAUGCCAGCUUCAUUAAGAUACCAGUGGGGAAAGAAGAGUUCGUUUACAUUGCCUGCCAAGGACCUCUCCCUACAACCAUCGGAGAUUUCUGGCAGAUGAUUUGGGAACAAAAAUCCACAGUGAUAGCCAUGAUGACCCAAGAAGUAGAAGGAGAAAAAAUCAAAUGCCAGCGUUACUGGCCUAACAUCCUAGGCAAAACGACAAUGGUCAACGACAGGCUUCGGCUGGCUCUUGUGCGAAUGCAGCAGCUGAAAGGCUUUGUGGUGAGGGCCAUGACCCUGGAAGACAUUCAGGUAAGAGAAGUGCGACAUAUUUCUCAUCUGAAUUUCACUGCCUGGCCAGACCACGAUACCCCUUCUCGGCCAGACGAUCUGCUCACCUUCAUCUCCUACAUGAGACACAUCCACAGAUCAGGCCCCAUAAUCACACACUGCAGCGCUGGCAUUGGGCGUUCGGGGACCCUGAUAUGCAUAAGCGUAGUUCUAGGAUUAAUCACUCAAGAUCUGGAUUUUGACAUCUCUGAUUUAGUGCGCUGCAUGAGACUACAAAGACACGGAAUGGUUCAGACAGAGGAUCAAUAUAUUUUCUGCUAUCAAGUCAUUCUUUAUGUCCUGACACGUCUUCAAGCUGAAGAAGAGCAAAAAGAGCAUCCGCAGCUUCUGAAAUGACAUGAAAAGCCUGCUGGAUGCAUUUCCAUUUCUCUCCUUAACCUCCAGCAGACUCCUGCUCUCUAUUUAAAAUAAUGAUCACAGAGCAGCAAGUCUAUACAAUAUCAUUAUGCUUAUUCUCUUCUAUUUUAGAGGAGUAUUCUUCAUUACAAUAUUAUAAAUAAAGUUAAAAUGCUGUAUUUUUACAGCUACUUUAACCUAUGAUAAUUAUUAAAAAUUUUUAACACUAAUUGAACAGUACAUAUCUUAGGGAUAACUAAAGGCAGCAUUUUAUUAUAGUGGACAUUGUUAUAAGGACACGCUAAAUCUAUUUUUAAUGCACCAAUCUUGUUUAUAGCAAAAAUUUUUUCCAGUAUUUUAAUAGAGUUAUUUUAUAGGGGAUACUUGAAACCAGUAUUUAAGCUUUAAAUGACAGUAAUAUUGGCGUAGAAAAAAAAGUAGCAAAUGUUUACUCUAUCAAUUUCUAAUGUUUACUAUAUAGAAUUUACUGUAAUAUAUUUAUAUACUUUUUCAUGAAAAUGGAGUUAUCUGUUUGUAAUGCAUCAUCUCACUUUGUAAAUAAAAAUACACCUUAAAACAUGACAAGCCAAAACUGUGUGCAAACAAAUUAAACAUCUUCAAUGUGUUAUUUUUU
Molecule: messenger RNA, 3736 nt
Organism: Microcebus murinus (gray mouse lemur)
Lineage: Eukaryota; Metazoa; Chordata; Mammalia; Primates; Cheirogaleidae
Source: RefSeq, a predicted model, not a curated record